This is a messenger RNA of Manis pentadactyla (Chinese pangolin), 599 nucleotides long. RefSeq names its product phospholipase A2 group IB (gene PLA2G1B). NCBI's taxonomy places the organism in Eukaryota, Metazoa, Chordata, Mammalia, Pholidota, Manidae. Bases 72 to 515 code for a protein of 147 amino acids. Gene Ontology annotation, molecular function: phospholipid binding; signaling receptor binding; calcium ion binding. The record is from RefSeq and is a predicted model, not a curated record. The transcript has 4 exons. Gene Ontology annotation, biological process: positive regulation of fibroblast proliferation; fatty acid biosynthetic process; lipid catabolic process.
CAUGGGACUAUAAGUAGGGAGGUGGUAGGUGGCUUUAGUCCUUUCUCUUGCUCACCAACUUGACAAACAGAAUGAAACUCCUUAUUCUGACUGCUCUGCUCACAGUGGGCGCUGCCCAGAGCAGCGUCAGCCCGCGGGCAGUGUGGCAGUUCCGCAGCAUGAUCAAGUGCACGAUCCCCGACAGCGACCCCUUGAAGGAUUACAACAACUACGGCUGCUACUGCGGGCUUGGUGGGUCAGGCCAGCCUGUUGAUGAGCUGGACAGGUGCUGCCAGACCCACGAUAAGUGCUACUCACAAGCCAAGAAACUGGACAGCUGUACAUUCCUCCUAGACAACCCCUACACCAAAAUCUAUUCAUAUUCAUGCUCUGGCUCUGAGAUCACCUGCAACAACAAAAACAAAGCCUGUCAGGACUUCAUCUGCAACUGUGAUCGCGAAGCUGCUAUCUGCUUUUCAAAGGCUCCAUACAACAAGGAAAACAAGAACCUGGACACCAAGUACUGUCGGGACUGAGUAUCACCUCCAGAAAUCAUCCCUACCUGCCUCAUGGCCUUCACCUUAUGCUGUGCCCUCUAUUAAAGCACUUUGUUGAAAGGC